GUCUUCGCACGGUAAAGCUCUUAGUUGCUUAAUUGAGAUACGUCUUCUUCGUUGAUUUAGUGAAAAUUGCCUAAAUUGAUGAAAUAUCCAAAACGAUCGUUUUCAAGUGCACACUUAUUUAACUGUGCACAAGUGCAAUAAUCGCGUACGCGUUGUGUUUGUUAAACAAGCAUCAAAUAUCUAAAUACCAAUUGAGAAGUGAGCGAAAAAGAGAAAGAAGAUAACUAUGUGCAAAUGUUUGUGUGGCAGUGUUGCUAUUGUUGUUGUGGCCAGCUAAAUUUAUGAAUUAUGCUUAAAAUACAAUUUCAAUAAAAGUUGCCAACAAACCAGAAAAAUAUCAUAACUGCGACAAAAAGUAGCAAGAGCAGCGAUUAAACAGUAGUUUGGACGGAUCUGACUGAGAGAAAGAAAGAGAAAGAGAGAGAGAGAGCUUUCAAUGGGUCAUCAAUUGAGCAAGCAAAGUGUCGUCGUUGCCAGCAGCAAAAGCAAAAGCAAGGAGAAUAACAAAAAUCAAGCGAAUUUGGAACAGGAACAGGAACAGGAGCAACAAUUGCCAGCUACAAGAAUCAGUUUGCAAGGAUUGACGCCUACAGCUGAGGAGGAGGAGCAGGAGGAGGAGGAGGUGGAGGCGUCGUCAGCCGAGGUGCGACAAAUCAUAAUUAAAAUACAAUUGGCCAAAAUGGAGAAUGGCAAUGCUGGCAAUGGGAAUGGGAGGAGUGUGGAACAGGAGCAGCAGCAGCAGCAGCAACCACAACAACAAUUGCCACUUGCUACGGGAGGCGUCGCAAUGUCUGCGGAUACGCUCAAUGCAAAUGACCAAAUUGUGAAUGUUGAAAUGUUGACACUGGCAGUGGCAACGGGAGCGGGGAGUUCAGGUGCGAUUCGAACUGCUGGCAGUCUAACGGAAGCGCCCGAAACGAACGAAAGACGACAACAACAACAACAACUCGUGAAUAACAAUUUCGCGGAAAGCGUUGUGUCGGCGUCGACUGCGGUCAAAAUGCUACAAUUGUACGAAGACGGUAACGCCGACGCUGACGCCGACGCCGAUGCGAACGACGACGAUGAAUCGGAAAUGGAAGCCACGAUGUUGUCGUCAUUGCUGCGUCGGCGUCGCCCCAGCACAAGCAGCAGCAGCAUCAGCGCUAACGGUGCCGAAGGCGUCGAUUAUUGCGAGGUGCUCGAACCACAGCCGCCAGUCAACGAAAUGUUGUCGAGUGGAGCACAACAACGCGCGCAAGCGCCCAGCAGCAGUGGUAACAGCUGUUGCCGCAGUCGCAGCAGCAAAACUUUGCCAGCACAAGGAGCAGCAGCAGGUGGAGGGGCUGAAGCGGGGGCAGCAGCGAGCACAACAAAGCGUCGCUGUUGUAAAUGUAAAUGUCGCGAUGCUUUGCGCGGUCUGCGCGGCAUGCUCGAGUCCAGCAAGGACAAAAAGGACACACAAGCAGCAACAGCAGCAGCAGCUGCUGCCGCUGCAACUGCAACUCUUUCAACAUCGUCGCGCAGCAAGACACGCCACAUCGCCGCCGACAGACGUUCAACGCCGCCAACGCUAAGCGUCGCUGCAGCAGCGGAGCACCGUCGGCGUCAACGCAACUCGGUGGCAGUUGCAGAGGUCAGCCAAGUGGCAAUUUGGGCAUCGCCCGUCAUCAUAAGGAUCAGUUCAACGCAGCCGCAGCAGCAACUGGUCGUGGAAGCCGCCACAGCAGCAGUGGCAACCAAUUGCGGUUUCACGUCGACGACGACAACGCCCCUGGUCACCGUGGGGGGCCACAAUAUACGAGUGGUGGAUGCCGCCAACAUGUUGCCGCCGCGAGAACAAUCUUCUUCCGAAAACGCAUCGGCAUCCGCCGGCGUCGCUAUGACUCCGUAUGGUGCUGGGAUGCGAGUACAUUCCCAGAUUGAUUUCAUGCAUUGUCUGGUGCCCGAUCUUGAGCGGAUCUUCAACAGCAGCUUCUACUGGGGCAAAAUGGAUCGGUAUGAGGCGGAACGCUUGCUCGAGGGUAAACCUGAGGGCACAUUUCUGUUGCGCGAUUCCGCACAGGAGGAUUUCCUCUUCUCCGUCACAUUCCGCAAAUACGGACGGACACUGCACGCCCGCAUCGAGCAGAGCGGCCACAAAUUUAGCUUCGAUUGUCAUGAUCCUUGCGUGUUUGCUGCGCUAACUGUGACUGGUCUGCUGGAGCACUACAAGGAUCCGUCGUGCGUGAUGUUCUUUGAGCCGUGUCUGACGAUGCCGUUGCAUCGCCGGCAGACGUUCUCGCUGCAGCAGCUGGCGCGUGCCACAAUUGUCUCGAAUACCACAUACGAUGGCGUCAGUCAGAUGGAGCUGCCCGAUCGCCUCAAGAGCUAUCUGAAGGAGUAUCACUAUAAGCAGAAGUUGCGCGUGGUUGAUGUGGUGCCACCGAUGCCACCGCCACCGGCGGGCUUUGCCUACUACGAGGAGGCGGAUGAUGAUGUGGAUCUGGAUGAUGAUGAUGAUGAUGAUGAUGAUGCGGUCAACAUACGUGUCUCAUACGUGCAGCAUGCUGCAGUUGUGGCACAGUUCAGGCAGUGUGGCACAUCAACAACAGCUGCCACUGCCACUGCUGCCAGUCGUCGUCAUCAGCCGUUGCAGCAGCAACUGUUUCAGCUGCCCAAUCGCAUGGCUGCCGCAUUUGGUCGCAUGUCCGCCAAUCUCAAUUGUUAUCAGCCCGUCACAGCUGCAGCCGCGUCGCGCAGCAGUUGCAACAAACGUGCCGCCUGAUCCUGAAAAACCAAAAACCAAAACAACAAUUGCAACUACAACUACACCUACAACUAGAGACAAUCCCAGUGCGUCGUGGGCCGAAAGCAGCCUGCAAAAAGAAGAAUGCGGAAAAAACAAAAACAUAAAAAUACAAAUAAUCAAAAGUGUUUUUAGGAAAUGCAAGUAGAGCAUAAAGUUAACCAUAAGUAUUAUAGAAAUUCAAACUGAAAGAUCCUCUGUCUCUAUACAUACAUAUAUGCAUAUGUAUUAUUAUCCAAAAUCGAACUCGCUGCGCAUUUGUUAACAAACAAUUACAAAACAGUUUUGAACAAGUAUUUUAGUGAUGCAAUUUUAAAUUUAAUU
Drosophila grimshawi is the source of this 3091-nucleotide messenger RNA. RefSeq lists its product as uncharacterized. The record is from RefSeq and is a predicted model, not a curated record. NCBI's taxonomy places the organism in Eukaryota, Metazoa, Arthropoda, Insecta, Diptera, Drosophilidae. Gene Ontology annotation, molecular function: 1-phosphatidylinositol-3-kinase regulator activity. Gene Ontology annotation, cellular component: phosphatidylinositol 3-kinase complex. The transcript is spliced from 5 exons. Bases 437 to 2746 code for a protein of 769 amino acids. Gene Ontology annotation, biological process: phosphatidylinositol phosphate biosynthetic process; intracellular signal transduction.